GUUCUCGUUCUUGUGGCGUUCCUACGUGCCAUCCUGGGCACCCGAGUUUGCAGGCGUGGCGCACGGUGUGAGCUCCGGAAUCCGCAGGCGUGGCGCACGGCGCGUCGCACGGUGGGAGCUGCGCAAUCCGCAGCCGCGUCGCACGGUGGGAGCUACGGAAUUCGCAACUGUGUCGCAAGGCGUGUCGCGCAGUGGGAUCUCAGGAAACAGUAGGGUCGCGCAACAUGUGGGUUCCGGAAUCCGCAUGCCAACCCCCCGCG
Molecule: messenger RNA, 260 nt
Organism: Closterium sp. NIES-65
Lineage: Eukaryota; Viridiplantae; Streptophyta; Zygnematophyceae; Desmidiales; Closteriaceae
Source: the annotation of a GenBank genome assembly